Molecule: messenger RNA, 1452 nt
Organism: Medioppia subpectinata
Lineage: Eukaryota; Metazoa; Arthropoda; Arachnida; Sarcoptiformes; Oppiidae
Source: the annotation of a GenBank genome assembly
AUGCUCGCAAUGGCGCAAAACUCCCUUACCAUUUGCUUGUCUAAAGCAGAACGUGACCAGAAAACACCCAAUCGGUGGACACUCGCCGUCAGCGCACACAUAGAGACCGGAUCUCAGACACCAUUAGAUGCUAUUAUAGACAUAACACUCGACGGCAAACCACUUGUGGCUAAACACAGCCAACAAUUGACUGCCGACCCCUUGGGUUCAGUAAAAUCCGAUUUUGUGAUCACAAUCCCAAACAACAUACCCAUCACUUCGUGGUAUCCCAACGAUGUGGCCGACAAUACACAGCAGUUAUACUCACUUCAAGUCCGGCUCUCAUUCACCCGACAGUCAGGAAGUGUCGGCUCAGACCAAACGAAUCGGUUUCCAGACCAUAAGUCUGAUGCAGAGCCCGACCCCCGGCGAUGGCCUCACUUCGAGGUAAACGGACACCGGGUGUUCGCCAAAGGGUCCAAUUGGAUACCGGCUAACGUACUCCAGGAGGACCUGACCGAGGCUUACGUCCGGGAUUUGUUGGUAUCUACGGUGUCGGCCAACAUGAAUAUGUUGCGUGUGUGGGGCGGAGGGGUGUAUGAGUCGGACGUGUUUUACGGUAACAACGAGAUUGAGUCUGUCAUCGCGGCAUUUGUCUCAGAUGAGAGACAUAAGCAAAACUACAGGGAGUUGUUUGUGAAACACAUGCAAACACUGGUGACCGCCGGCGACACCAGUCGACCAUUCGUGACCUCCAGUCCAUCAAAUGGGUUAAGGGAUAAGGUGGAGAACUAUACGGCCAAAGAUCCGGGUGAUUUACGGUACGGUGACGUCCACUCGUAUAACUAUAUGUCCCCGCAGUGGGACUCAAGUGUAUACCCGAGGGAUAAGUUUAUCUCAGAGUACGGCCAACUGUCCUACACUUCGCUGGACACCUGGCGGACAGCGUUGCCCGACUCAGACACGACAUACCAGACCAGUUCAAGUGUCCGCCAUAAGAAUCGAUUGGGCGACAGUGUUUUACCACUAUUGGCUCAAAAGGCGUUCACCACUCAUCAGUAUUACACCGAUCUUGACAUGUUGUCGGGCAUUGUGCAGAACGAGGGCACUUCAUUGGCGCAGAUGGUGGCGCCGGGCAUACAAAACAUGACGAUAACUGUCGAAAAAUUUGCUGAAUUAGUAAACGCCUCGAAAGCGCUGUUUUACGGCCUAAACAAGACAACUAUUACCGAGUUUUACGUGAAACACGUCAACAAUAGCGACCCCCAGGCUAUGAGACAGGCCUACUAUGACUACUACGGAGACCUAUUGAUUAAAUGUCCCACAUAUUUGUUUGCCAAAAAGUAUCAAGAGCUCUCUGCGGGCAAAAGUAAUGCUCAUUUCUACGAGUUGACAUACCAGGGCAAGGGUGUGGGUUGGCUGUGCCCGGCCGGCCAGCUAUGUCACGGCGCUGAGGUGCUGGCCGAGGCGUAG